AUGCUCAAUAUUACAGAUGCAGUUGAAAGACAUAAUGAACAUGAUGAUAAUUGUCGUUUAGUAAGACAAUAUGAACGACGUCAAUUAAAACUAGGUAAACGACUUGCUUAUAUACUUCGAUAUGGAGCAGAAAAAGAAGGUUGUCGAGUUGAUGAAGGCUGGAUUCUGUUAGAGGAUCUUAUGAAAGUUACACUUCUCAGAGAAUAUACUGAAAAUGAAGUACUUGGGGAAAUUCAAACUUCAUAUUCUUAUAGAAAAACACCAAGAUAUCAAUGGGAAAGACGUACUAAUGGAGUUCACGUUCGAGCAGCCUAUGGUCGAAGAUUUGAACGAAAUCCAUAUCAUGGACAAACUCAGAUACGUCGAUUAUUAGAUUUAGCAUUGGAGUAUAUUUGUGAAAAUGUUGACAACUAUGAUUUCGAAGGUUUUCCAGAUGAAUUUUUACUGAAUGAAAUAAUUCAUCGUAUUAAAAGAAAUGGUAAAUUAACUAGUAAAAAAUUGCAAGGUUUACUUUCGUCAACAAUGGAACAUUUAGAUCUUGAUGGAAUUUAUUUAACAGAAUCAGGCAUCAAAGCCAUAUAUACCAAAUGUACAAAUUUAAAAGUGCUUUCAUUAAAAAGCUGUGGCUAUGUACUUAAUGAUCAUUAUUGUGAACAAAUUAUACGCAAAUGCCCAUUAAUUGAAUCUCUUGACUUAUCAUAUUGCAAGCAUUUAACAGACCGAACUUUGAAUAAUUUAAUAAAAUACUAUUCAAAUAAUCUUAUUCAAUUGAUACUUUCUGGCAAUCACAACUAUACUGGUGAUACGAUUGUACGUCUUGUAUCUGAAUGUGAACAACUAAAACAACUCGACAUAUGGGACAAUCCGAAUUGUACAAAUGAUAUCCUUAAUAUUUUAAUUGCUAUAGCUAAGUCACGUGGAGACGAUCGAACAAUUACUAUUGUACAUAAAAAUCUUCUACAUCCUGCAGUUGCACCUACGAAUCCUUGGGCAGUUGUUAACGCCAAAACAAGAUAA
Molecule: messenger RNA, 1017 nt
Organism: Rotaria socialis
Lineage: Eukaryota; Metazoa; Rotifera; Eurotatoria; Philodinida; Philodinidae
Source: the annotation of a GenBank genome assembly